UGUUUAAAGUCGUGUGGGUCCGGUUAUCUCCUCGCUCCACAGCAAACAUGUUUGGUGGUCGCAUCAUUUUUGGAGUCCUUUUAGCAGGGUUUCUCUGCCUCUCUCUGGUCUCUACGGACACUUGUCGUUCUGGAGGGAUGCCGGGUUUUCCAGGUAUACCUGGAUUUCCUGGACGUGAUGGAAGGGAAGGGAUGAAGGGAGAGAAAGGACAUCCUGGGAUUCCUCUUAAACCUGAAGAAACCAGGAAAAAGGGGGAAAAAGGAGAACCUGGAAUCAGAGGAAUUCCUGGAAAGAGAGGUCCCCAGGGGGAUUUUGGCAUAAUGGGACCACCCGGCCCCCUAGGAGAGCCAGGGGAACCAGGCAAUUCGGAAGCUUCCAGAUCUCAUCUGCAGUCUGCAUUCAGUGUUGCCCGUGCAACAAGAAACAAUCCCGAGUCAAACUCUCUGAUACGCUUUGGUCGUGUUAUCACUGAUAUCAGUGAGGAUUUCAGUAUUACAGAGCACAAAUUUGUAUGUAAAAUUCCUGGCACUUAUUAUUUUGUGUUUCAUGCAUCGUCCAGUGAAAAACAUCUGUGUGUAAACCUAAUUCAUGAUGAGAAGAAGCUAGCUGUUUUCUGUGACCACAUGCAAAAGGGCAACCAGCAGGUGAGCUCUGGUGGGCUAGCGAUUUAUCUGAAAAAAAAUGAGAAAGUCUGGCUGACGACAGGCACCUAUAAUGGCCUGUUUGCAGAAGGGGAGAAAGCAGACAGUGUUUUCUCAGGUUUCCUGAUUCAUGCAGAAAAACAGGCAUUUAUCUUCAUGUCUGCACAUACGGUGCUGCAGCUUACUAUUCUGUUGUUGCUGGUGGCUUCCUCUGAGUCAGAUAUAUGUGAUGGCAGCAGGGGUUUCUCUGGAAGACCAGGUAUUCCAGGAGUUCCUGGUACUGAUGGGAAGGAUGGUGCAAAAGGAGAAAUGGGAGAUCCAGGUGAGGAUGCAGUGCCGAUAAGUGGGCCAAAAGGUGACCCUGGAAUAUCUGGACUCCCAGGCAGGCCUGGUGAGAAGGGAGACAACGGACUACAAGGUCCACCAGGGCCAAUGGGACCAAAGGGAGAGAUGGGAGAGUUUACCGGGGUUGAUACUGCAAAUCAGUAUUUUGUUUUCUCUUACAAAAAAAGUUCUAGGUUACAGAGAGUUCUUCCAGACAAAUUAAUCACCUUUGAAAUCCCACUGAUCUCCGAGGCAGGUGCUGUCUUUGAUGGUGAAGGAUACUUACAGGUGAAAAAAGCUGGCAUGUAUUACAUCAGCUACCACAUUUCAUCCAAUAAUCUUGUCUGCCUAAAGAUUCAGGUAGGGGAGGAAGAGAAGGUCAGGUUCUGCGAUUCACCUGGGAUGAUAAUGGUAACUGCAGGAUCUGUGGUACUGCCAUUGAAAACUAAGGAUAAAGUGUCUGUACAGGCAACUGCAACAAGCUCUAUCUUCAGUAGAGACACUGACUGCACUCUUACAGGCUUCAUGCUCUUCCCAAUGAAUGAAUAAUAUGAUUUUGCUCUUGUAUUUACUCUUCCUUAGACUAACUUGCAACCAUUGUUUGGGAAUAUCCAAUGUUAUUGUAGAUUAAAUCUAUACGGUAUCAUA
Messenger RNA from Onychostoma macrolepis, 1613 nucleotides. RefSeq lists its product as uncharacterized. The record is from RefSeq and is a predicted model, not a curated record. Lineage: Eukaryota; Metazoa; Chordata; Actinopteri; Cypriniformes; Cyprinidae. Gene Ontology annotation, molecular function: protein binding. The coding region runs from base 48 to 1514 and encodes 488 amino acids. The transcript is spliced from 4 exons.